This is a messenger RNA of Rubroshorea leprosula, 2534 nucleotides long. NCBI's taxonomy places the organism in Eukaryota, Viridiplantae, Streptophyta, Magnoliopsida, Malvales, Dipterocarpaceae. The record is from the annotation of a GenBank genome assembly.
UGCUCUUCCUCUUCCCCCGACCCACUGCAACCCGACGAGCCCCAGCUACCGCCACCCAUUUACGGCCGAGAACACCGGUAAAACUUGGGGAUUUCCCCUUCUUUCUUGUUCUAGAACACCUAUUCAACCCAGAAUUUUUCCAGGUCUGCUCUCUUCCCUCUGUAGUGAGUUCCCUGUUGCUGGGUGCGAAUUUCUGAGCUUUUCCGUUGCCGUGAGUCCUCCAUUUCUGUUCCCUGUCGGCUUCCUUCCCAGGCGGACCCGGUGCUGCUCGCCGAAAUUUUCUGGUAUGAUGGACAGCUUCAUUUAAGUCCAAAUUUCAUCUAAUUGGUGGUUGCUUUGCUGAAUUUGGUCCUUGUGUGGUUGCCCUGUGAUUGUCCGAAUGCUGCCAAGGAAAAAAAUGGAAGAUUUCGGCAGCUUUAAUUGUGUUUUUAGUUAAUUCAUGUAGGAAUUAGUUUAAUUAGGCUGCUGUGAUGUUUUGGAGAGAAAAAUCCCGUGUGUGUGAGUUGUAGUUUGCCAAACCAUGCUCUCCAUGUGCUGCCUGUGAGUAUAUGGGAAAAUUUGAUGUGUAUUAUGCAAAUAUAUAAAUGCACAAUUGAUUUUGUGCUUGAUUUUGGAUAGAAAAAUUUAUGGGGGCUAAUUGCUGGCUAAAUUGGGAAAGGAUUAAAUAUGUCGUUUUAUAUGGGUAUUAAUUUUGGAAAUAUUUUGAUUAGGUACUUGAUUAACUUGCACCCUAGCACUUGGGAUUAGUGUUCUGGUUGGUGUGAUUUGAGAUGGCUCCGAAACGACGUGGGCGCCCGAGGGGUGGCCGUAAAGACUCGGGCACUCCUCCGAUCCCAGCUGCCAAUCCCCUUGCCCAAGCUGCUCCUUAGGAGGGAGGGACAAGCAACCCUCAAAUGGCCACUUUCUUUCAGGAAUUUAUGGUGGAGAUGAGACGCCAAGCGUCUCCUGCCACAAGUAUGCCACCUCCGUCCCCAGUGAUUCCCACCUCGGCGGCCCUUGCUCAUAUUUCUCCUGUUCCUAUCUCUUCUACUCCUGUUGUGCCUAGUUGGAAGAUUUAUACCAAAUUCCAGAAGGUGGUGACUAGGAGAUUUGAUGGUACAGCGGGUUUUGAGCAAGUAGGGUCAUGGUUUACCAAGGUGGAAAAGGGAUUUCGCCUAUUAAAGGUUUCUGAUGACCUUAAGGUUGAUGUGGGCAGCUAUAUGCUUACAGGUGAUGCAUUAACUUGGUAGGAGACUUAUUUGAAGCUACACCAAGGAGAGCCUAAAUUAAGCACCUGGGAUGGGUUUAAAAGGGUGUUCAUGCAAGAGUUUAUACCUGACAGCAAAAGGCGGGAACUGCAAAGAGAAUUUGCAGAUCUAAAACAAGGGUCACGUACUGUUGAGCAGUACAAGAAGGAGUUUGACCGCUAUCUGCCUUUUGUGGGUGGUCAAGUCGGGGAUGAGCAAUCCAAAGCUGAUAGAUUUUUGUGGGGCUUGAAUCCUGACAUUUAUUUGGCAGUGAAUCACUUCAAACUUGCCACUUAUAGAGAGGCAGCGGACAGAGCCAUAGAUCAGGAGAAGGCUAUGGCUAGGGUCAAGACACAAGAUCCACAAAAAGUUGGGUCAUCCUUUAAGAAGAGAAAAUUUGAUGAGAGUCGUAGACCCUCAAUCUCUGCACCGCCUAAGUCUGAUACCGAUGAGGCUUCUAAAGAGCUAAGGGUUGCUAAGACCGUGGGUCAAGCAUCAGUAGCCCAACGUACUCAACCUGCCCCACCUAUUUGCCACACUUGUGGAAGAGUGGGCCACACUCGCGACCAAUGUCACGUUUUUACUGGGGCUUGCUACAGAUGUGGCAAGCAAGGGCAUCGAGUUGCAAAUUGCCCACAGCCAGACCCUAAAGCUCAGAGUACUCAAACUGCAUCUCCGCAAGGUUCUACGAAUCAGAAGGUGUAGAAACAGAAUGUCGGGGUUAGGACAAGAGCCCAGCAGGCGAGAGUUCACGUGAUGACUUACCAGGAAGCUGCGGCUACCGACGUAAUCACGGGUACUUGCCUGCUAAUUCUGAUUAUGCACAUCUUUUAUUUGAUUUAGGUGCAUCACACUUUUUAUUGCUUGAUCGUAUGCUUUGAAACGAGCUUUACCUGUUGAUAAUUCUUAUUUUGAACUGCAUGUGAACACCCCUUUAAAAGGGUGAUGACUAUUAGAGAUGUGCGUAGGACGGUAGAUAUUAUAUUGAUGGUAAAUAAUUGAGUGCUAGCUUGUCUAUUUUAGAUACCUCAAAUUUUGACAUCAUUCUGGGAAAAAUUGAGUCCGAGGUAUAUUGGACCAUAUCCUAUCCCAGAAAGAAUUGGCGAGGUAGCUUAUAGAUUUAAGCUGACUGGAAAUUUAGCCUGUGUCCAUGAUGUGUUCCAUGUGUCUUUACUUCGAAAACAUGUUCCCGACCCAAGCCACAACAUGGAUCCCAAACCAUUCAACUCCAGAAGGAUCUCACUUAUGAUGAGCACCCGAUCUGCAUCUUCGAUUUGAAGGAGAGAACCCUCCGCACCUCUUUCAAGA